CAUCCCCUCCGCCGGCUCCCCUCGUUCUGCAGUUCCUACAAACCACCUCCUGCUCCCAGCCUCGAGCUCCAGUCCCCUGCUCCUCCUGACAUCUGAGAGGCUCUGCUGCAGCGUAUCCUGGGCUAACUGUUUAUCCUGUACAGCCUGGCAACUGGCCGCACGCUCCGGAUUACCACAGGACACCCAUUUCAAAACACACUUUGCUUUCUGCUCUGACUAAUCGAGAGUAGACUAUUUGAAUUUCUUUUUUAACUGGAGGCAAAAGUUUUGGGAUAGUCACAGGAAAAAGAGAAAGCCUCUUGGAUAUGUGCUUGUGAUUUUUAUUUUUGUUUAUUUUUGUGGGUGAUUUAGAAACUUUUACUUUUACUUCUCACCUUUCCUGGAGGGCCGUGUGUGUUUACAUGCGAUGGAUCACACACUGUUCGGCUGCCUGCGGAGCCCCCACGCCCCGGCGCAGGCCCUGCAUCCCGCCUUCACCCAGUCCCCCCUGACUCUUCACGGACGCUCCGACCAUGUCUCCUACCCUGACCUGGCCUCUUCAUCCUCCUCGUCCUCCACCUCCUCCCCUUCUCCCUGCAUCAUCUCCAGCUACCCGGUCGACGACGGCCUGUUUCCCGGGCAGCACCACCACCACCACCACCCUCACCGCGGCCACCUGCCCUCCCAGCAGCAUCACCACCCACCUCAGCACCAUGCAUCUUGGCAUAUCCCACAGAUGCCGUCACCUGGCGGUAGCACACGCCACAACCUAUGCCACCCGCACUCCCACUCAUCUUCCCAUGACAGCGUGACAACACCCCCAGACCUGGGCCACACUGGCGGGCCAAGUGUGUGCGCCAGCACCCCAAGUCUGGGCAUCGGCAGCACCCCUACAGGGGCCUCCUGUGUGCCUGCCGACUUUGGCAGACAGACUCUGUCACCUGCUGAGGCGGAGAAGAGGAACGGCAAAAGGAAAAGUGACAGUUCAGAGUCCCAAGACGGGAAUUACAAGUCUGACGUGAGCAGCAAACCCAGGAAGGAUAGGACGGCGUUCACCAAGGAGCAGAUCCGAGAGCUGGAGGCCGAGUUUGCCCACCACAACUACCUAACCAGACUAAGGCGCUACGAGAUCGCCGUCAACCUCGACCUCACUGAAAGACAAGUGAAGGUGUGGUUCCAGAACAGGAGGAUGAAGUGGAAACGAGUGAAGGGCGGCCAGCAGGGCGCAGCAGCUCGAGAGAAAGAACUGGUGAAUGUGAAAAAGGGGACGUUGCUGCCGUCAGAGUUCUCUGGCAUCGCAGCGCUCCAUCAGUCGACAGACUCCUUAGCCAAUGAGGACAGUCACGACAGCGACCAGAGCUCCGAGCACACUCACUUAUGAUGCACACACACACAUACACACACACCCAUCCUCCACCCCCCCGCCGCCCCCCCCAACCCCCACCCUCAGAGGAAUCAGGCACCCUGCUUUGCCUCAGGACCGUCCUUAGAAGGACUGCUGUUUGCUGAUUCGCCAUCGCCAUACAACGAUGCUAAAUAAGUGUACAAAUAUACAGAGGAAUGACGCGUGGUAGAUAACUGAGUCAUCAUGCAGGCAAAAUGUAAAUUUCAAAGACUGAGCACAUAUAGGAGGAUGUUGACAUAUUUUUUAAAGCGCCAUUGGUUAAAAACUCAAUUUAAGCGUUAAUUUAAUGUUAAAAUGUGAUAUUUUGGCUACACAAAUUCACUGACUAUUGCAUAACAUUUUGGAAAUCAUACUUAGUCAAAUCGUUGUAAACAUUCCAUGUUGUGUGCCUUGAGAGAAGCAGGCUUUGAUUUGCACUGUCUGCACCUCAGUCAGUUUCUACUGUAUAAAAUGUAAAUUUCGAUGUAAUUGAGUUUUUGAUCAAAUCAAGUGCCAGGAAAUCCAAUUUGCCUAGCUAAUAUAAAUGAUCUGUAAAUAAUUCUCUGUAUUGUCUUACCUUAACAAUAAUUUUAUACCCACACUAUUCAGCUCAUGCAGUAAUAAACACUGACAGUUCUUUAGUCAACACUUUUGUGCCUAGAGAGGACAUUUUGUAAACAAAUCUAAAAACCUGAAAAAAGUUGCAGAUUGAAUUAAAUUUAACCAGUGGUAAAUUGAUUUCAAUAUGAUUCAAUAACUUAUUUUUUUCCAUCUAGCCUAUACGCCAUCCAUUCAUUUGUGUGUUGUAUAAAGUGAAGUUGAAAUGAAUUAAACAUUGCAGAGAGUGAAGAAAGCUGGUGAUGGGGUUGCAUGCUAAAUUCACCUUAGCCUCAGGGCAGGGUCGGUCCUCCUGCCAACACUUGGAGAGAGAACCCACAAAGGAUCAGAUUCUCUUACAAAAUCCAGUUGAAAAUAAUUUCUUGACUUGAUCUCGUCUUUCACCACAUUGUGAUUGUGCAUUCUAAUUUUUUGAGGAGGCACGUCACAUGCCAUGUGAGGCUUUUAAUUUUCUUUUUCUUUCCCCUUCAAAAAGCAAACCACAAGAUGAAUGUGGUCCUUUAUUUUUCUUUAUUUUUACAUUCUAACUGAAAUAAGUUAAACCUAUUGAAAAUUAUUCACAGCACACUCACCUCCAAAUACAGUCUUCCCACUUCACCUGCAGUGAUCAACUGCUGUCAGACUCCUGCUUCUUGGCUGUAAAAAACAUCAGAAAAGUAGGCACAUUUAGCCUGAAAUCCUUCAAUAUGUGCAUUAAAUGUAAUGUGUGAAAAGACAAACAGCUGCCCUGCAUUAACUAUUGACUUUCUACAGGCCAGUGUCAGAGGGCCUAAUGUAUUAUAAUAGUAUGCAAUAAAAAACUGGGCUAUGU
Molecule: messenger RNA, 2792 nt
Organism: Etheostoma cragini (Arkansas darter)
Lineage: Eukaryota; Metazoa; Chordata; Actinopteri; Perciformes; Percidae
Gene: meox2a
Product: mesenchyme homeobox 2a
Exons: 3
Coding region: 407-1360 (317 amino acids)
Biological process (GO): positive regulation of transcription by RNA polymerase II
Cellular component (GO): nucleus
Molecular function (GO): DNA-binding transcription factor activity, RNA polymerase II-specific; RNA polymerase II cis-regulatory region sequence-specific DNA binding
Source: RefSeq, a predicted model, not a curated record